This is a messenger RNA of Bombus impatiens (common eastern bumble bee), 2156 nucleotides long. RefSeq lists its product as uncharacterized. Lineage: Eukaryota; Metazoa; Arthropoda; Insecta; Hymenoptera; Apidae. The transcript is spliced from 4 exons. The coding region runs from base 653 to 1381 and encodes 242 amino acids. The record is from RefSeq and is a predicted model, not a curated record.
CUACAGGUCAAGUUCGUAGUUUAAAGGCUUAGAAUCCAUGCGUAUGGUUAAGUAAAGCAGUGAAUGAGUAUUAUUGUUUUGCGGUGAAGUUGAUAUUGAAAUUUAUGUUUACAAAGGAUUCCUAGAAACUCUUGCGUGGAUUUACACAGUGUAGAUACAGUCACGCGGAUUAUUUAUUAAAUACUAUAUCGACCAUAGGUACCACCAUCUGUUCUAUCAAACCUAUCGUGACAUUUCGAGACGAAAACAAACAAUUAGUUCUGUGCGAUCUUUCUCGAAUAGCGUGUCGCGUAUUAUAGAGUGUAUGUUGCAGAUAAAUAUAUCGUUGGGAGUAAUAUUUCAAUUUCCAUCACUCUCGGUUUAGCACGCAUUUACGUAUCGUUAUACGCAUUACAGUAAGUGCCGUGCAUUUCCUGAUUAACGGCAAGUGAACAGUAGAGGUUAGCGUCUGAAAAAUAGUUCAAGGAUUCGCAUUGUGUGACGAAGUGUCUUCUAACGUAUUUUUUCAUACACUCUUUUUUCACGAGACUUGCGCCAAAAACGUAUAUGUUACACAACGCCGAUGCUUUUGUGAGAUUCUUCAUAAGCACUGCCUGUGAAGACGUACACUCGAAGGCCAAAGCACGUUCUCUUGAGUUCUCGGUGGUUCCAAAUGACAAAUGCAAUGGGAGGAACGAAUCUCCAUACACCUCCAUCCAUAUUUCAACAUAUGAUGAGUCAGCAAAAUACAUCACAACAACCAGAGACAUGGAUGCAAAUGCCACAGGUGCCGCCAAUGUCUAUACCAUGGAGUGUACCAUCUCUCCAACAACCAGAAUUAGUCAGAUUUACCGGGGGACCAAGUUUCGAAUCAGUUCUUCAUCAGAAGAGAAAACUUGAGACCUGCGAUCUGCUAGAUAUGAGACAAACGAAACAGUUUAUAACAGAAGAAAAAAUGGCUGCACAUUUUAAAAGUUUACAUAUUAGUUCCAAUUAUCAACAGUCUUCAGUGCCAUCAACUUCAACAGCUGACUCACAACCAGUUAAUCCUAGGGAGUUGAAUAUGGAACUAGAAUUGGAUGCAGCUAAUGCAGAUCAAAUCAAAACUGGACCCAGGCUAGUUCUUUCAGAGGAACUGAAGAGAAUCCAACAAGAACCAAUCCUUCCAAAUUCCUUGUUAUCCAAAUUGGAAAGGCCCUCCAUGGCUUUAGUCCUUUGGGAACCACCGAGCAAGCAUCUUCGUAUAUUUCCAACUAGAGAUACACCAACUCCGAUUCCUAAUGCGUCCGACGAUAACAAUAACAACAAUAAUAACAACAAUAAUAAUAAUAACGAAGCGAUUGCUGAUCUGAAUCAGACGAUAUCGAGCAAUUCAUCAAUUUUCGAGCCAAUGGAAUUAUGAAGGCAAUUCGUUAGUAAGUUACUUUUACAUCUUUGUAUUUCGUUAGCAAACGAAGAACGCGAUAUCGAGUCGUAUUAUGUACGAAAGUUAAAAGAAACGAAAGUUAUACAUUAUAUUUUUUAUCUGACAUUACAUGUUUGUGUAAGGUUGUGCGAGAUAUAUGGAAUGAAGCCUUUCUAUUAAAUAGAACUAUUCUCUACUAGUUACCUAAUUAUUUAGUUAUUUGAGACAUAUGUACGUAUCAAUUAUUAUAUAAACAUAAAAGCUAAAGAUCAAGUUCCUUUCAUAUAAUAUGAUUUGUGUGUGAAAAUUGAUUAAAGAUAAAAAGAAAUAUAAAAAUGGGAUUCUUUAAUAAAUACGUUCAUGGGUUUAAUGUGAAACUCAGUAUUACUGUAAUUAUUAUUAACACAGCAUAAUUGUAUGAUUAUUAUUAAUUUUACGUUAUCAUUUGUGCUUUCUUGUGUAUGCAGUAUGUUGCGUUUGAUUGCGAUUAAAAUUGUAGUAUGAUAAACAUGCAAUACAUAUAAAAAAGAAAAAGAAAAUAAAAAACAUAAAAGAAUGCGCAAAAACAGGGAUAAAAUAGAAAAAAAGAUUAUUCGUAAUAAGGUAGCUUUAUUUCUACACUAUGUGUAUGUUACACAUAUAUAAUAUUAAGGUUGUGUGAAAUACAAUUCAAUUUACUGUAUGGGUGAUACGUAGAUCGUUUGUCGUGUGAAUGAAUUUACUGUGUUUCUGAAUGUAUGAUGAUUUUGCAUAAAGAUAUGACAACAUUUCA